Mizuhopecten yessoensis (Yesso scallop) is the source of this 5818-nucleotide messenger RNA. Its product is annotated as ras-associating and dilute domain-containing protein-like. Gene Ontology annotation, biological process: signal transduction. Lineage: Eukaryota; Metazoa; Mollusca; Bivalvia; Pectinida; Pectinidae. The record is from RefSeq and is a predicted model, not a curated record. Gene Ontology annotation, molecular function: GTPase binding. The transcript has 12 exons. The coding region runs from base 277 to 4425 and encodes 1382 amino acids.
UCGGUGGAGUUGACAAUGGACGAAUUUAAGAAAACAGUGCCGACAUUUUACUGUUAAUCCCGCUAUGUAGAACAUUAUGUACAACGGUGUUGGGUAAGUGAUACGUAUAAGUACCUACAAUCGGAUUACUCCUCCCCAGGACUGAGUACACAGGAAUGUUUCAGCGAAUACGUGUAUUGGACAGAUCAGUCGCCGGGUACGCGCACUACCAUUAACACCGACACAAGACUGCUGUCUUUCGAGUACUAUAAUGAUUCCGUGAGUUUUAGUUCCAGUAUGGAAUCCCUGACUUGGCAGGGUGGACCAGUUCCGGUCCAAUACAUGGACGACGGGACGGACAGUGGUUGUGACCUAGAAACGUCCGUGUUUCUGGAAGAACACGCUAUACGGCGGACUAUUAUAUAUUCCGGUAGAAAUUCCAAACACUCUAGCAGUGAUGAUCAUUCUCUUCCAACGGAGCUCUCCACGGACCAUUCGUCUCCGGGGGUACUUAAGAUAUUUGGAGGGACUAUAGUUCCUGGUGUGGAGUAUAAGAGUGUGCUUGCCUCAUGUCGCUCCACGGCCCCCGAACUAGUGAAGCAAGCCCUUGAAAGGUACGGCUUGUCUGCUACACUUCACGAUGAAUAUGUACUAUGUGAUGUAGUCGGUCGGGCCAACGCCGGAAGUACUCGCAGGCUGGAUGUGAACAACAAGGUCAAACAAGAGCCAAGGUGGAAGAGGAUGUGCUCUAGGAUAUUAUCUGAUAAAGACAGACCACUGUUUCUACAAAAGUUUUGGCGGCCUUCGGAUGGAUUCUGCCGGAGAUAUGAACUUCGCAGGAAAAUGGAGGUGAUAGAUUCCAUGGGCGACGAUGACACCUACGGAUUAAAUGAAAAUGCUAGAAAGAUAUCUUUUUCUAAGCUUAGGCCUGGCGCAAUACCUUUCUUUGUUCCCUGGACACAAAGCCUGGACAGAUUAAGAGAUGAAUACGAUUUAGAGGGAAGUUCGUCUUCCAAUUCGUGGACGUGCAAUAAUAACAAUCAAAACAACCUGAUGCGAAGUAUAAGUUUUGACGUUAAAGGGCAGCGAACAGACGUCUCCCUUCCCAGUAAGACUGGUUCAGAUCACGUGCUCGCCCCUAUCUCUCGGCCGUUUCUUUUGACACUGAGGGGGUAUGAUGUUAACAAGGACUCGCUUUUCUACAUCCUCGAGGGUAAGACGAUGCUUGUUUGCUGUCCCGACGGUGCUGUGAUGAACAAACCGUGUAUGACACUUUCCGCCCCCGAUAUCAACCCCCAGCACUGCCACAUUCACCUGAAGCGGUCCUCGUAUUCACACCUGUCAGGAGCACUCCACCACAACUACUGUCUGGAGGUGGAAUGCAAUUUGACCUCUAACAUCCGGGUGAACGGUUCAGCCGUCGUGGGUAGGGAAACACUUCAAGCAGGAGACAUCAUUUCAAUCGGUAACUAUUACGUGUUUCUCUUCAAAGACUUCACGGCAGGAAAUGAUAUCCCGUCAGACCUUCCUUGGAUAUCAUCCUCGUCGGAUGACAUAUUCAGUGAUAGUAUGCGACGUAAACAAAACAACGCCAAACGUCAUCAAAAUGUAGUCCAUGUACCUCCGCUCAUGCUUGGUUCUACAGAUGACAAUAUCUCAAUUACCACAAUGGAGUCUCAAGGAACAGAGGUUCAACGAGAGAAAUUCAGAUUCGCGUAUUCCCGUGAGAAAGAAGACGAACUUGUUAACGCAAUAGGUGCUGUUAUACGGCUUGACCAGACGAACUUUGUCCUAGCGCCUGCAUACCUGUACAGUAUGUGCAUUCAAUUUUCCUGUGUCCGGUUCGAUCCCUAUCAGAUACGAAACCUGUUGCUGAGAAUUCUUGCGGCCGUGACGGAAAGUGCUGCGGCAAUAUCAAAAGCACUGAAGGAAAACAAGUUCAACAGCGGUUUGGUGAGAAGCAGGCGUCACCCGUCCGUCAGUGAAGAUUUCCUCAGGGAGAUGCUUCAGUGGAUUUCCAACUGUGUUCAACUUAUCCUUUACCUCAGGGCAGACAACUUCCGGUUACCCAGAACAAGUGUAACGCGUGGCAGUCCCCUUGACAGCGAUGUCCAUGCGGCGUUUCGUGACCUUGCAACAGGACUGGAAGAGAUAGUUGUAUUCUGCUUUCAACAGUCUAUUUACACGAUCACCAAGGCUCUAUACUUACUUCUACCUAUUUUGUUGGAUGGAAACCCUUUCACGGAAGAUGCCGGUAGUAGACACGGUGUUGGCAAGGUGAUCGCCAUCUUGGACAGUGUAGCCGGAUUAGUCGUUUCAUUGCGUCUGCACAAUGACGUCAUCAAACAACUAUUUAUGUACAUAUUCUUCUUCUGCAGCACGUCCGUUUUCAACCGUCUCUUCCUGAAAGAACCAGAUGCAGCUGAACAGUACUACACCUGGGCAGCAGGUGUGCGGAUCAAAGCAAAUCUUGGUAAGCUCGAGGAAUGGGCGAUCAGAAACAACUUAGAUGAAGAAUUUGAACAUCUUUUCGAACGCUUGAUAACAGUAGCAGAAUUCCUUUCAACAUCCAAAGCUUUAUUAGAAAAGUAUGAUUGGCUGACAAUGAAAAAGCAUUUUCAUCCCCUAAACGAGGCUCAGUUGUACCGCCUCCUUUCUGGUUACCAUGCCGACAGACAUAUCAUGCCAGAAAAUUGGCAUCCUUCACCGGAGGAUGUGGAACUUGCUCUUAGGGAAGACGAGGUGAUGCUCGACCUCUCUGGUCACCCUGCAUUCCUGCUUCCCACGGAGGGAUGUGACAUCGAUCUUAUGCAUCCCCCGGAUGCUGGACAAUUCUGGGCUCUCUUCAAACAGCUUUAUGCACAGUUUGGUCUCUCAGAAGAUGAAAGUGACAUUGGUCUAAGUCCUGGCAACACACCGCGAUUCACAGGGAACUUUCCUAAGGUCGAGCUGCAGAAAUCUUUCUUCUGUCAGACCUCGUCUUCCAGAUCUCGAACCAUGUCUCCCCACCGGAAAGUACAGUUUGUUGCCGACACCGACAGUAGCACACAAUCGACCCCCAGGGGACGGAAAACCCCAAACGGUGUGGUGCCUGGGUCAUCGCCUAACUUGUUAAGUAAGGUUACUGAUAAAAAUAAAACUACUGCACCCGUAAAGCCAAAACGGAACCUACUCAAAUCAAAUCUCAGUCCCCGACAGACAGACUCACCGGAUAAAAGACUUGAUAUGUUAAUCAAUAAGUCAGGGUCACCUGUCAUGGCAGGUGGUGACGUCACGGAUCGAUCUGAACCAGAAUCUGUCACCAUGGAUACAAGUACAAGUCCAGUUGGCAUGCAUACGGAUACAAUUCCGGUAGUAUCAAGUAAAAGCAUGUCUAUUGAAGAAGCUGCGGUCAAAGCGGACAACCCAGAGUACACGCGGAACUCGGCAAAUGCAAUCAGAGUUUCAGCCCCGCCACCAGUACCACCGCGACAGCCAAUGAACGAAGUGUCUCGUGAAAAACCAACUGGUCGGAGAGUUCAAAGGUCUGUAAGUGACAUAUUGGGAAGACCUGACAUGUAUCAGGACUCCUGCAUUGACAGCGAACAAAGAUCAGAUUUUGAUAGGAUGGGAAAUCACACGGACGAUGAACAAGGAAAAAUUUCUGCUAGAAGCGGAUACCACACAGAUGGGGAACAAAAUAAUAGCUCUGCUAGAAGCGGAUACCAUACAGAUGGCGAGCAAAAUAAAAGUUUUGCUAAAAGCAGAAAUCAUACAGAUGGCGAGCAAACUAAAAGUUCUGCUAGAAGCGAAUACCGUGCAGAUGGCGAGCAAAGUAAGAAUUCAACUAGAAGCGGAAACCAUAUGGACGGUGAGCAAGAUAAAAGUGCUGCUAAGAGUGGAUACCAUACGAAAGGUGAGAAAGAUCGAAAUUCGACCAGCUAUCAUACGGAUGGCGAGCUUGCAUUGGACAGAAACGGGAAUGAUGAGGAAGAAGAGUUCUGCUCUAAAGAUCUGAUGCUUUCCGUCAAUAAGCAAAUUUUGGAAGCCCACAAGCAACAUUCGGAGCAAGCCCUUCCCGUAGCAUUGCCACGCUCUCCGACCAAUAUACACGUCGAGGAACGGUUCGAUAUGUCUACUUCGUCCCGUCUUUCCAGUAAUCCUGUCUUUUCAGUCAAUGUCCGAAAGGGUAACCAGGGCCUCGGUCUAGGUCUUAUCGAUGGCCUGUACACCCCACUGCGACUGGCCGGUAUCUACAUUCGAAAGGUCCUACCCGACAGUCCGGCAGCUCUGAGUGGAAGUCUGCAUGUAGGGGACCGGCUUCUAUGCGUCAAUGGCAAGAGCAUUGUUGGAGCGGACUAUCAGAGUGCAAUGCGUUUAAUAAAGGCUUCUGGUGAAAAUCUUACUUUAUUGGUGGCUAAAGGAAACAGAUCAAUCGCUGGGAAAAUAUCCUCUACGAAUUGCUGAAUGUCGUUACGCUUGGAUUAUAUACUCGAUGUGUAUUUCUGAUAUGACCAAAUGCUUUCACGACUAGAGGAGACAAAGAUGUAGACAAGCAUUUCCUCGAAGAAUACUGAACCGCAUUUUGUAUAAUUUGUUUAUGUGCAUUGACGUCUUCAGAAACCGGGAAAGUGCAAUUAUUUUGAUUGGAAUCGGCAUAUCUCCGGGAGAUCGGCUGCGGCGAGUACUCCAUGUAUCUUGAUAUACGUAUACUCUAUACAGGGUUUUGGCACCGUGAAUCGUCUAAAAACGCAACCUCAACACGGAGUAGUUUAUUUACAGUACGGUCUAUGCAUUAUUUGUAAAACUGAUGUCAGUGUUUCCAUGCACGACUUAAUACAUUUGAGAACAAUUUUACCGAUACGAAGCAUUUUAAGCGCCAUGUUCUUAAUCAAGCAUUGCGCUUCAGUUGUUAACUGCCUGUAACUUCUUCGAUGCAUGAUGUACAUUUGUUCUUUCAGACUGUUAAAUUUGCUAUUGUGAGCAAUAUGAAAUGCAACAUGGGGGUUCCCCAGACUUUCAAUGCAUUUUGACGCACAGAGCAUGCGCAGGUACUGUAUCAACUUUCAGCUGUUGAUCUUAAUUAGUAAUCAUCAAUAAAAAUGUAUUACCUUAUGAACAAAAAAGACAACAUAUUUUAUCAUGUCAACUUUGUGACAUUCAGCCUUGAAUAAAGACACGAAAUGUUGACCGUCUGAUCACAGCAAUGUUGACUGUCUGAUCACAUCAAUGUUGACUUCUGAUCACAGCAAUGUUGACUGUCUGAUCACAGCAAUGUGACUGUAUGAUCACAGCAAUGUGACUGUAUGAUCACAGCAAUGUUGACUGUCUGAUCACAGCAAUGUUGACUGUCUAAUCACAGCUGUGUUGAUUGUCUGAUCACAGCAAUCCGUAGCUCAGACAGUUUAAAAAGUUUCGUUUGAUCAUCGAAUGCUCGGACAUUCGAACCAGUGUCCCGGGGAUUAUUUUUUUUUACACAAUAAUUUGACAUUGUAGAUCGAGAGAUUGGGAAAACGAAUAUUGUUUUUCAGAACAGUUAGUCUGUACCUAUAAACAAUUCACAGCGUUACAAUAAAAUAUCUAUAGAUAAACAUGCCUCAUCAUUCAUAACUGAUAUUAUUUAAUUAUAUGACCUAAUUUGUCAAACACAAACUGGCCCGUUGAAUCAAUGUUUCUGCUAGUUCAACUCAUUAUGAGAGAGCUGACCUCAUACCCAAGACCAAAGUGAGUGUUACAUGUUCUAUUUUACCGAAGGAACGCACAUACGUAUCCCCACCACAUAAUUUGGCAGGAGAUAUAUAUCGUACAUGAAAUUGAACAGCAUUAAUGAUAUACGAGUAAUUGUUAUAAUGGUGUUGGU